AUGUCCCCGAAAAGGGACAAACCCGGAUGUGCCUGGUCAGGCGGGGGCGGCUUGGUGUGCCUCCCGAGCCUUGGGGGGCCUUUGUCUCCCCUCCCCCAGGGAAGCCAGGAGGCAGCUGGGGGCGGGGCUGCUCCGGCCUCUUCCCCAGAGUCAGGUCGGAGCACUCCCGGGGAGAAGCAGUCCUCCGGAGCCUGCGCACAUCGCGGACGUCUCCCCCCCUCGGGGCUGCCACCCCGGAAGCACCCCAGGGUGGCCCCGCAGAGAGCCCGCAGCCAGAGAAAUGGCCCCCGGGACCCCGAGGCCUCCCUCCCAGGGAUCAAUAACACUCAAGGAUGUGACUGUGGACUUCACCCAGGAGGAGUGGCACCUGUUGGACCAUUCUCAGAAAGAGCUGUACCUGGAGGUCAUGCUGGAGAAUGUGCAGAAUCUACUCGCUGUGGGCCACAUGAGAGGAAUGGGAAAGAAAGGAAUAAACAUUUCAAAAUACCUGCUCUAUAUCCUCUCCUGGGCCUUCCAGUACCUAGAGAAAAUUUUAUCUCCUGUUUUCAGCAAGGGGAAGCACCAUGGUUGCUCAAGCAAGAAUGUGCAAGAAGCUCAUGUCCAGAGGCAGACACUAAUUUUGAAGUGAAGGAGAUGUCUAAAAAGCCGAACCAUUUUGUGGAAGGAUGUGACCCUCAAAGAUUCAUGACUGAGUUUCCCUGGGACUUUAUUUUGAAAGAAAUCUGUGACUCUAAUAUGAAGGGAUCAAUAACAGUCAAGGAUGUAACUGUGGACAUCACGCAGGAAGAAUGGGUCUUGUUGGACCAUUCUCAGCAACAGCUGUACCUGGAGGUCAUGCUGGAGAAUGUGCAGAAUCUACUCUCUGUGGGGCUUCUAGUUCCUAGAGAAAAUGUUAUCUCCUGUUUUCAGCAAGGGGAAGCACCAUGUCUGCUAGAGCAAGAUUGUCCAAGGAGCUUCUGUCCAGAGGCAAAGACUCAUUUUGAAGUGAAGGAGAUGUUUGAAAAAUUGAGCCAUUGUGUGGAAGUAUGUGGUCCUCAAAGAUUCAUGACUGAGGUUCCCUGCAACUUCAUUUUGAGAGAAAUCUGUGACUCUGAUAUGAAGGUAAAUACAAAUACAAAGAGUGACUGUGAAUUUGAUGAAACUGCAGAGAAAUUCCACCAAAAUUUAGUGCUAAAUCGGUAUACAAAAUUGACCUCCGGGAAUGAGUGUUGUCAGGAUAGUAAAUAUAGCAUAUGCUUUCCUGAAGAAUGUCUUAUUCAGUCCUCUGGGAAAUCUCCUGAAAUGCCCAUGUAUAAAGGCAACCUAGGGAGAAUGGGCUUUGUCUGUCAUUUAGAACUCAUUAAACAUCCAAAAAGUAAAUAUGUAAAGAUGGUUUGUGUGAGUAAUAACAGUAGGAGACCUUCCAGUCAGAACUCUGAGAGUGCUGUACAUCAAAUAAUCCACUGUGGAGAGAAACCUCAUGAAUGUAAGCAAUGUGGAAAGAUUUUUACUGAGAGGGACCAUCUUGCUUCUGAUCAGAGAAUCUACACUGUAGAAAAUCCUUAUGAAUAUAAACAGUGUGGAAACACUUUCACAGAGUUGGGCUCUUUUAUUGAACAUCAGAGAAUCCACACUGGAGAAAAACCCCAUGAAUGUAAAGAUGGUGGAAAGACUUUCAGUCAGAGGAACAGUCUUGUUGCACGUCAGAGAUUCCAUGCUGGAGAGAAAUCUUAUGAAUGUCAAUACUGUGGAAAGACCUUAACAGAGAGACGCUCUCUUAUUGCACAUCAGAGAAUCCACACUGGAGAAAAACCAUAUGAAUGUAAUCACUGUGGAAAGGCUUUCAGAUGGAGGAACAAUCUUGCUACACAUCAGAGAAUUCACACUGGAGAGAAACCUUAUGAAUGUAAACAGUGUGGAAAGGCUUUCACACAGAAGGACUCUCUUACUAAACAUCAGAGAAUCCACACUGGAGAGAAACCUUAUGAAUGUAAACAGUGUGGAAAGGCUUUCACACAUGGGAACUCUUUUACUAAACAUCAGAGAAUCCACACUAGAGAGAAACCUUAUGAAUGUAAAGAGUGUGGAAAACCUUUCACAGAUAGUUCCCAGCUUGAUAGACAUCAGAGAAUCCACACUGGAGAGAAACCUUAUGAAUGUAAAGAGUGUGGAAAAACUCUCAGAGACAGGCGCUCUGUUGUUGAGCAUCAGAGAAUCCACACUGGAGAGAAACCUUAUGAAUGUGAACAAUGUGGAAAAGCUUUCAUACAUAGGGACUCUUUUACUAAACAUCAGAGAAUCCAUACUGGAGAGAAACCUUAUGAAUGUCAAUACUGUGGAAAGACUUUUACAGAGAGGCGCUCUCUUGUUGCACAUCAGAGAAUCCACACUGGUGAAAAGCCAUAUAAAUGUAAUCACUGUGGAAAAGCUUUCAGACAAAGGAUCCAUCUUACUACACAUCAGAGAAUCCACACUGGAGAGAAACCUUAUGAAUGUAAACAAUGUGGAAAGGCUUUCACACAUAGGAACUCUUUUACUAAACAUCAGAGAAUCCACACUGGAGAGAAUCCUUAUGAAUGUAAACAGUGUGGAAAGACUCUCACAGACAGGCGCUCUGUUGUUGAGCAUCAGAGAAUACACACUGGAGAGAAACCUUAUGAAUGUGAACAAUGUGGAAAAGCUUUCAUACAUAGGGACUCUUUUACUAAACAUCAGAGAAUCCAUACUGGAGAGAAACCUCAUGAAUGUCAAUACUGUGGAAAGACUUUUACAGAGAGGCGCUCUCUUGUUGCACAUCAGAGAAUCCACACUGGCGAAAAGCCAUAUAAAUGUAAUCACUGUGGAAAAGCUUUCAGACAAAGGAUCCAUCUUACUACACAUCAGAGAAUCCACACUGGAGAGAAACCUUAUGAAUGUAAACAGUGUGGAAAGGCUUUCACACAUAGGAACUCUUUUACUAAACAUCAGAGAAUCCACACUGGAGAGAAACCUUAUGAAUGUAAAUAGUGUGGAAAAGCUUUCAAAGAGAGACGCUAUCUUGUUGCACAUCAGAGAAUCCACACUGGCGAAAACCCAUAUAAAUGUAAUCACUGUGGAAAAACUUUCAAACGAAGGAGCAAUUUUGCUACACAUCAGAGAAUCUACACUGGAGAGAAACCUUAAGUAUGUAAACUGUGUGGGGGGCAGCUGGGUAGCUCAGUGGAUUGAGAGCCAGGCCUAGAGAUGGGAGGUCCUAGGUUCAAAUAUGCCCACAAACACUUCCAAGCUAUGUGACCCUGGGCAAGUCACUUGACCCCCAUGGUCUAGCCCUUACUGCUCUUCUGCCUUGGAACCAAUACACAGUAUGGAUUCUGUAAACCUUAAAAUUUCUUAGACUUAUAAAUGUUGGAAAUUUCACCAUUGGGAAAUUUCAUACUUGGAAAAUUUCUUACUGAUAGUGGGAACUCUAUUGGAAUGUGAACCCCAUUGGCAUGAGAGGUUCCUCCUCCUCCCUUCUUAAGAUUAUUUUAGGACAGAAACCUUUUGCUGAACAAUGGAAAGAGCUUUGACCUAUGCUUAAGCAUAGAACAGGAAGUUCUUUGAGUCAUGAUUGAUUUUAGAAUUGAUACAAUAGAGAUACUUGGAAUGACAGAACCAGGUCUUGGAAAUUACAAUCUACACCCUACUCAGUCCUAACAGGAUUUAGGAAGGGCUGCAGCAUAGAUCAAAAUUUAAUUAUUCCAAUCUCCACCCUACUCAGGGUAACAGGAUUUAGGAAGGGCUGUAGCAAAGGAUCAAGAUUUAAUUAUUUGAGAAUAUGACCUUCAGCAGACAUGUGCAAAGCCAGAGACCUCUGGGCGGUCCUGGGUUAAGCUAGAGCCACCAUUGGCACAGGGAAGACAUGGACAGUGAUUGGUAGAUGUGAGAACUGAGGGGAGGGAACUUGGAUAUUUUGCUUAAAGAUAGGAGGGUCUGAGGACCGGGGAGAUGGUUGGAGAGGUUUUGCUUUGAGAGGUUGUGCUCUGAGAAGCUGGCUCUGAAGGAAGCUGGAGGUGGAGGCCCCUGAGACUGUUUCUCCAUUUUGGUCACGUGAGUGAUAGGGACUGAUCUCUUUUCUUUGCCUCAGCUAUCUAAGGGCUUGGGCCUUUUGGCCCAGCCUAAACAGAAGGGGUAUUAAGUCCUAUUACCUUUUCUCCCCUUUUCUCUCUCUCUAUCUCUAAUAUCUUUCUUCCUCCUGUUUGUAAUUAAACUCCAUAAAAGGUUGACUGCUGACUUGAGUUUUCAUUUAGGAAUUACAUAGCUGAAUUCCUUGGUGACCUUAAAUUAAUAUAUAUCAGUCUUUUAAAGUGAUUUCCUUGUCACAAUUCUAAGAUGGAAGGUAAAGUUAUUUUUUUAUAACCGAUUAGAAAGCAUAUGUCCUUUCCUUAAAGUAAUGAAUAAAACCCAUCUAAAACCAUCAGCAACUGUCAUCUGCAAUGCAGAUAAGUUAGAAGUCAUCCAAGUAAGAUCAGGAGUGAAGCAAAGAUGGCCAUUAUCACUCACCACUGUUAUUUAAUAUUGUACUAGAAAUAUUAACUUUAGCAAUAAGAGAAGGAAAAUAAAUUUAAGGAAUUAAAGUAGAAGAUGAGGAAACAACUAUCACUCGUUGUGGAUGAUAUUAUGGUCUACUUGGAGAAUCCUGGAGAACCAACUAAAAUUUUGUUGAAAUAAUAACUUCAGUAAAGUUAUAGGAUACAAAAUAAAUCCACAUAAAUCAUCAUAAUUUUUAUAUAUUUCCAGCAAAGUCCAGCAGCAAGAGAUAGAGAAAUUCCAUUUAAAAUAUCCAUAGACAAUAGAUAAUGCUUAGCAAUUUAUUUGCCAAAAAAAACCCACAGGAGUUAUAUGAACACAAUUACAAAACAGUUUUCACACAAAUAAAGUCUGAUCUAAAUAAUUAGAAAAACAUUAGUUGCUCAUGGGCAGGCUGCACUAAUAUAAUAAAAAUGAAAAUCUUAUCUAACUUAAUUUACUUAUUCAGUACUAUACCAAUGAAACUACCAAAAAGCUCUUUUAGAGAACUAGAAAAAAUAUCAAAACUCUUCUGGAAAAAGAAAAGAUCAAGAAUAACAAGGGAACUAAGAAAAAAUGUGAGGAAUGGUGUACUAGUAGCAUCAUAUCUUAAAUUGUAUUAUAAAGCAGUAAUCAUCAAGAUAAUUUGGUACUGUCUAAGAAAUAGAAUGGUAGAUCUAGGGGUAAAUGACCUUAGCACUCUAGUAUUUCAUAAAUCCAAAGAUACCAGAUUUUGGGAUAAGGACUCAGUAUUUAACAAAAACUGAUUGGAAAACUGGAAAACAGUAUGGUAAAAAUUAGGUCAAUAUCUCAUGCCUAUGCCAAGAUAAGGUCACCAUGGAUAUAUGAUUUAGAUAUAAAAGGUGAGAGUAUAAGCAAAUUAGGGGAAUGUAGAAAUAUUUAACUGUCAGAACUUUUGGAGAAGGGAAAACAUUCAAAACAAAAAAACACCAAUACUACCUAAAGUAUUUGGGAAAAUAAGGGAAGAAGGAAUCCUUCCAAAGCUUUUUUUAUGACACAGAUAUGGUACUGUUACCCAAAUCAAAAAGCUAAAACAGAGAACUAUAGACCAAUCUUCCUAAGGAACAUUGAUGCUAAAAUUUAAAUAAAAUCCUAGCAGUGAGAUUACAUCAUUAUGUCACAAGGACAUACAACAUUAUCUGGUGUGCAAUGAUAAAUGCAGGAGUGGUUCUAUAUGAGGAAGUCAUCAGCAUAAUUGGCCAUAUCGAUAACAAAACCCAGAAAAACUGUGACCUCAAGUUGGAGCUCCUUUUCUGGGAAAAAUUGAGAGGACAAUCAGCACAGCUGAGAUAGGAUCCUUCCAACUUAUGUGAAUAGGAAUAUUCCCAUCUGAUUAUUCCCAAGUCUGGCUAUGAAGUGGAAAUGCUACUGCAUGGCUGGAUUGCCAGCUGUCACUCUUACCUGAACACCAGUGUACACAGGGCAUCUGAUAGCAUCUGCUCAUAAGGAAUCGGAAUGAGAAGUUUUGAAAAAGCAACAGAUUAGAUAAUCCUGGACGUUAAGUGUAAAUUAUUCUAAUCAGCAUGGAAAAAUGGAAAAUCUGUGAAUUUUAACUGAUUGGUUCUGUGGUUAAAUAAGAUCAGAACCCCAAGGUUUGGGAUAGUUCCUAUCAUCUCAACUACUUAUUGAAGAAGUAAAAAUUUAAAGGAUGGACUAAUUACCUGUCUUGGGAUGUCUGAGAGAAGAUGUUUUGAAGAUAAAACCACCUCACAAAACAUUGAGAUCAGAAUGAAAAUGUGUGGACCUUGGAUGGAUGGGGAUGGAAGACUUAAAUGCAAAGAUACUUGAUGUUAAUGUUGAUAUUCAUGAUUGGCCUUUGUUUUACUGCACACUCAUAUUGAGUUCUUUUCAGUUUCUUAAUGUUUUCAUGGAUACUGUGUCAAGAUACUCACCGCAGACAAUGACCAAAAAUUCUUUCCCACCAAGUUUUUCCUCUUUUGCCAUGGGUGGGUGGGGGGGGCAGAUUGUCCCUCAACCAAAAUGGGGGAAGGUUAUGGGUUAACAAGUUUCUAAUGACUCUUGUGAUAUUUUUAAUUGCUUUAGAACAUCAAGAUUAUAGAAUGGUGAUGUAUGCCUAUUUUGCAAUGUUUUGGCCCCAAAAGAUCAACAUGUCCUGAAGAGUGCCCAUACUUUACCUGAGUCCCAUGCUGAUGCACAUUACAAAAGACUGACAGUAUAUUUCUUGAGCUGGGUAGAAAAUUUCCUUAUUAUCGAAUCUUAAGAGAUCACUCCUUUCCUUUUUCUUGAAAGAGUAUGUAAACCUGAAACCUCCUUCAGUUUUUUUGGCAGGGAGUGGACCCCUCCCAUAUAUAUAGGUUUCUGAAAUUUCUCAAUGGAAAUAAACACCUUUGCUUAUAGAGAUGUACAUUUGUCUGGUUUUUAGACUGGCAGUUUGAUUAUCUUCUUUAACCAACUCCUAGGAAAGAGGCAAAACCAAUUCAAAAUCUUUGUCUUUUUAGUUUUGUUUUAAUAGUCAGGGAAAGAGUUGAUCUCAAGAUUCCUUGAAGACAAGGUUGUCACAAGCUAAGAGUUGUCCAUUCCAACUCUUAAAAGCAUUAAUUUCUAAAAUGUUUGCAUUUUCAGAAUUGAUAGUAUUUAGGUAAAUCUUGAUCAAAAUAUGCCUUAAAGAAGUUUACUUCCGUAGUUUUAGCCAUAGUGCCCUGAUAGCAGAUAUUGGGAGGGCUACAGAAUACUUUCAGAGAGCAGAUAUCACAAACUUUAGUUUGGGGACCCAACUAAAUAUGUUUACAAAUGAUUAGUAUUUGAAAUAGUCUUCCAAUUAAAGUGAUUGUCUCAAAAGUGGAAAAGAAAGACCCUGUUUCCCUGAGUUAAAACAAUUUUUUUUCAUCUUCAACUAAAACUGGUGGAAAAAGAAGGAGGUGAAGAGAGAAUCUGGGGAGAAGAUGAGAAAAAAAAUUUAUCUUUGAAAUAUACACUCCUUAUUUUCCUCUUCUCUCACUGAGAGACCAUGAGGUUUAGCUGGCUGGGAGACUAUUAAUUAAUGUGGAUUAAGACUGGAUUAUAUAUCCAUGGAGAGUGAAAGAAAGAGGACAUUAAAAAAACAUAAGGGCUUUAAUAAAUGCUGUUUCCUGUUCAGGGGACCCUAGCUAAAAGACUAAUGGAGUGGCUAAAUCUGGGGAUUCUUUUUUUCUCUUUAUUUACAGGGCAUUGUCACUACUUAGCCAAGCUGCCAAUGAUAAUAUCUUUCCCUUGCAGAUAAGCAUCUUGCUCUUACUCAAAGAAACCACACACACACACACACACUAAAUUAAGCUUUUCCUCAGUCUUUCCAGCUCCCAGGAAGUGUCCUGUAUAGAAUGCUCUUCAUUUAACACUCCAAAUUUCUCCUUGGACACUUUCCUGAAAGCUGUUCACUUUCCUCAGGGGUGCUAUUUCCCAAUCCUGCUGGGAAGAUCUUCCCUAAAAUGUUAAUAUUGUCAGACUCAGAAACCAGAGAUAGAGCUCUGUGGCAGAUGCUUAUUUCCACUGAGAGAGAGGAGUCACACGAAUAUGUGUGCAGAGAGAUGAUGGCUUAUAUAGUACUUCAAGGAAAGGGGAAGGGCAGGUCUCUGGGAUUAUACAAUGUAGAGACGUUUCUACUCAGCACACAAUUUUUUCUUGUAUCAGGAACAUUUCAAAGUUAUUUCCAGGCAUCUGUCCCUGCUUUGUUAGCUUAAUCCCAGCAUUCCUGGACAAUUAUUAAUAUCACAAAAGCCAUUAGAAACGUUUUAACCCUUGACAGUGUCUUAGAAGUCAGUUCAGAAGAUAUAGCUGGGAUUUAAAUUUUCCAUUCAUUUCCAAAUUUUUAUAAAAGUGUUCUAAAAAGUGCCCCAAACAAACCCUAACUUAGUCCAGCAGGCUGGGUUUUUUUUUAGGCUAAGGGCAAACGCUUUUUGGUCUCAUGCCCUACAAGCUGAAUAACAAGUAGAAAAGCUCACAGACAUACACAAAAGACAAAAUAAGGAUUUUUCAAUAACCAGAAAUAAAGGCAAACAAGACAGUGAAGACUACUUUCUUCUAAAAAAAUUUUUUAAAGAGAUUUCUCCCUUAAAACAUAUAUGUUGCUGACUCUUGAGUUGGGCCAUAGAAAACUACUAUCUACCCGACAGUGGCCUGGUUUUAAGUCAUUAAUAUGUAUGAAAAAAUUUGUUAACACAAGUACACAUAAAACAUACAUCUUGCUGAGAGAUGAUCUGAUUGUCAGGAACGGGAAGGAAACCUGUCAAGUCUAUAAUUUAUGUCAUCAAUGAAAUCUCCAUUUGGGCCCCAAAGAUGAUAGGAUGAGGUUUCUAAUAAGUCUGGCAAAAAGUAUCUUGGAGUGUAUUCCCUUUGUGCUUCACCAACUAAGAUGGUUAAAAAUUCUGAGAGACUGGGUUCCAGUAAGAAAAUCAAUGUAUUGGUCAGGCUAGCAAUAACCAAUAGUUUAAUUGGUCACUGCUCUCUCUUAGGUGACCAAAGACAUUCAGCAUCUUGAUUCCUUAAAUAUAAUUUUGGGAUUUCAUUAUUCAGCCCUCCCCAAGACAUCUCUAAUGGGUGGCUGCCUAAUGAGGAGAUCCCUGCCUGACCACAGGAUCCCAAUAUCUAGAUGAAGAAAUUAGAUGAAUCUUGGUUAAGUGUGACCUUCUCAGUUUACUUCAAUGAGGGACUCAAAGAUGCUCCCUAUAUAUAUUUGGCCAACACUAGUUUCUUUUCACUAGACAAGAUGGGGCUCACCAUCUCCGUUAUCUCAGUUUUAGAAGCUGCUCUGGGGUACAGAGCAUUCCAAGAAUUGUCAGAACAAAGGAAUGGAGAAAGACUUGAAAAUUACCAAGCUCUUAUCAAACACAGUAAUAUUAAGAAAAAAAGGGUUCAGCAUUAGGCAUAAAUCCUCUCAGAAGUUACUCUUAAACCACAUGACCGGUUAUGAACACCUCUGUUCAAGUGCCCAUGUGGGGCUCAGAGAUAAGGAGAUAACCCAAAAGGAAGAGGAAAUUUCCCUCUGCUCAGCCUAAGUUGGGGGGAUGAGGUGAUUGUCAGGAUGAUUUCUUCAUUGUUAGCCCUCUUAAGUGCCCAACACUUUAGACAGUAACAAGAAAACAAGCCUUUAAAACUGAAGAGUGGAGGUUGGUGUGUUUGUUUGGCAGCCCCACAUCUUCAGCUGUAGCCACGAAGCUCACUUGUUCAAGUGGUAUCUUUUGGUUCUCUGCAAAGUUCAACUCUGAUGCUCAGUUGUGCCAAGAUGGUGGCCAGCAUACUUGAGAGCCUUCCCAAAUGGGCAAAAGCCCUGGGAUGCACUGCUUUAGGCAUAAUGCUGCAAUGGAAAGCCCAAGACCUGACUGAUAGCAUGGCAGCUACUGCUGAUGCACUGCUAAUGUAGCUGUGAUUUUCUUGUUGCUCUUCUGGAAAGCAGUUUGGUCUCCUGUCUCCUAAGUCAUUAAACUGUGCGCCCUUUGACUCAGAAUCAUAUUACUAGGUCCGGAAAAGAUCCAUGUGUACAAAAGUAGGAACAGCACCUUUAUUUCUUAGCCAAAGAGGACAGAACCUUGGGGAACAUCUCUUGAGUGGACAUGACCUGGAUAAAAAUCCAACAAAAGAAGACAAAGAGCAACGAGACGUGUGACAGAAUCAGAAGCAAACACAGUCACCAAACCCUCAUUGGGAAAGAAUAUUCAUCUAAUUUUUUUAAUUAAUUAACUUAAAAAUAUUAGUCCAUGUUUCCACGAUUAAGAUUGAGAAACGUUUAACCAACUGAGCAAGCAAUGGAUAAUUGUUAACUUUGUAGAGGGAAGUUUGAGUUAAAAUGAUCAAAGCCAGAAGUUAGACUGAAGAUUUACAAAUGAGUGGGGAUAGGAAGUGAAGGCACUAACCAGACAGUUUUCCAAGACAUUUAGCUGACUAGAACAGAUAUAUAAGGGGGCAACUGGGUGGCUCAGUGGAUGGAGAGCCAGGCUUAGAGACGGGAGGUCCUGGGUUCAAACCUUGCCUCAGACACUUCCUAGCUGUGUGACUAGGCAAAUCACUUAAUUCCCAUUGCCUAGCCCUUACCGCUCUUCUGCCUUAGAAUUCCAAUCUGUAGUCCUUAUUCUAGGAAGGAAGGGAAGGGUUUAAAAAAAGUUGUGUUUUUUUAAGUUCAAAUGUAAGCUAAAACAUUUCAGCAUAAUCUCCAUCAGUAGUGGCAGUAUGGACCACAGCUUGAUGCCAGUAUUACAUCAAUAAAAAAUUGCAUCCACUCUUAUCCAGAGUCAGUCCUUGGCUUGUCUCCAACAAGUGCAAAUUCCCUUCAAUAUUUCCCUAUUUUGACUCCUCUUACUGCUGACCUUCCUGCUAUGGCUGCCUAGGGCCAUGAUGAUCUGAACCAGCAGAGGCAAUGACAGCAGAAGCAUGGGUAAAAUUGUGUCCCGUAAAGCCACACUCUCCCUGUCUAACUUAAGCCAUCUUCUGAUCAUUUACUAGGGGUUGCCUUCAGUGGGUGGGGUCUGAGUUCAGAGGCAAUAGAAGAGAAGUUCUACCCCACAUCAUUUUCCCAUGAAAAAGAGAAGGUAACCCAGAAUGAAUAGGAAUGGAUUCCCCCCCCCCCCAACUCAUGCUUCUUUCCAUAAGGACAUUCCCAUUCUUGGAGUCUGCCAAAUAACUCCCUUGUUGUCUGUGAUUCCUCAUUUACAUGAAAUUGCUCUCUUGAAUAUUAGCAAUAGGGGUAGCUGGAUGACUCAGUGGAUUGAGAGCCAGGCCUAGAAAUCGGAGGUCCUGGGUUCAAAUCUAGCCUCAGACACUUCCUAGCUGUGUGACCCUGGGCAAGUCACUUUGCCCCCAUUGUCUCCCCUGUAUUAUGGAAUUACUCUGAGAGAUGAUGAAUUAAAGAUCAGAACUGCCUACCCCCUCCCUUCCUUCCCUCCUCCUUCUUUCCUACCUCCCUCCUCCCUUCCCCCAUCAAAUUAGUUCUACAGUUGGUAUCACUGGAAAUCUGCUUUGAGUGAGUAUCUUGCUAUAACAGACAGAUAACUUUUUAAUAACUUUAAACAAAAGGAGUUUAUUUAGAAGGGGGAAAGUAGGGGAGUUGAGGGGAGAGAGGGUUUGGGGUUUCCCUAAUCCUAAAAUAAUUCCUAAGUUGGAGGAUGGUAGAAUAGAGUCCAGGUUUGGGGAAAUUGGCCAACAGGUUUGAAGAUUCAGUCACUUGAAUACUGUAGGGAGAAACCAGAGAGCAGGACUUUUCUGUCCUUCCUCCUUUCAGUCCCAAGGGCAAGAGACCACGUUCCUCAGCUUGUCUGUUCCCUUUUAAAUGGUCCAUCCUGGGCACCAUUCCAAUUAGAAUGUCCUCCUUGAUCAACAGUUCAGCAGUGUGGGCUUCUCCAGCACUGCUGCAGACUUUUCCAUUUUCUCUCCUCCACAACAUCACAUGCCUCUACCACAGAUUUUAAGGCAGAAGGUAAGGGUUUUUAAAAAGUAUGUUCCUGGGUCUCUUUCCAUAGCCUUUUCCAAUGUUCCAGGAAGGAGGCCCAGCAGGAAAAAAUCUGAAAUGUAAAUUUCAAAACUACUCCACCCUAAUCAGACCAUUCUUUAGAAGAUCUGAUUUAGCUAUUUCCUGAUCAAUAACAAUGGAGAUACUUGGAAUAACAGAAUCAGGUCUUGGAAACUACAUUUUUCCUCCCUUCUUAGUUUAGGAAGACUGCUUUCCUUCAGAUUGGUCACGUGAGUGAUGACUGACCUCUUUCCCUGCCUUGGCUAUCCAAGGCCUUAAAGCCCUCUUUGGUUCAGCCUGAGCCAGAGUGGUUCUGAGUUAAACUCCUUUCCUUCACUCCCUCUUUCCUUCUCUCCCUCUCUCGCUCUCCCUCGCACAUUUUCUUCUUCCUCCUGUUGUAAUUAAAUCACCAUAAAAAUUU
Messenger RNA from Monodelphis domestica (gray short-tailed opossum), 12383 nucleotides. The record is from RefSeq and is a predicted model, not a curated record. NCBI's taxonomy places the organism in Eukaryota, Metazoa, Chordata, Mammalia, Didelphimorphia, Didelphidae.